Molecule: messenger RNA, 945 nt
Organism: Trichobilharzia regenti
Lineage: Eukaryota; Metazoa; Platyhelminthes; Trematoda; Strigeidida; Schistosomatidae
Source: the annotation of a GenBank genome assembly
AUGGUUCUUUUAAUUCGUAAUUUGUUGAGAAACAAUAUUCGUCACCUUCACAUAUAUGGUCGCAGCAUUCCAUCAUAUAUCCCACUACCUCCUUACAUCGCUUCUAAGACUGAUCCUACACCAACUUCAAUAAUUAUUCAUAAUGAACAUAGUAUACAGGAAUUGAAACGAGCUGGUGCAGUCGUUCGCCAAAUAUUUGACGCACUUAAAGGAUAUAUCACAACAGGUUUAUCUACUCAGGACAUUGACGACUUCAUAUUUGACCAGUGUUUGAAUAGAUCGGUUUACCCUUCACCACUAGGGUAUCGAAGUUUUCCUAAAUCUGUGUGUACAUCGGUCAAUGAAGUAGUUUGUCAUGGGAUCCCUGAAAAAUCACAAAUACUGAGGCCUGGUGAUAUUAUAUCUGUAGAUAUAUCAGUUUACAAUGGUUACGCACAUGGUGAUGCUUGUCAAACUUUUGUAGUUGGUUUGGAUGACCAACUUGAUCAUUCAGAUUCUGAAACUGUCGGUCGGAUGAAAACUGCAACAUAUUUGUGUACUGUGGCCAAGAAAUGUCUUGAUGCUGGUGUUAGCGUUUGUGGUCCAAAUGCCCUUUACACAUCUAUCGCAGAGGCAGUCACUAAAUGUGCGAAUGCAUUUCAGUGUAGGGUAGUAGCAGGUGUAUGUGGGCAUGGGAUUGGUUCGUUUUUACAUGGUCCUCCGGAGAUAGUGCAUUCAAUCCAUGAAUCCGUAUCCCAACCACUUGUACGUAUGCUUCCUGGACAUACAUUCACUGUGGAACCGUGUAUUGCACUUUCAUCUACUAAAUUUAAAUCCAAUACAAGGUUCGCAAUUCCUGUUGUUUUAGAAGACGGAUGGACAGUAGUUACUAGUGACAGAGUUUUGACAGCUCAGUUUGAACAUACCAUUUCAAUUACGGAUAAAGGAUGUACAAUACUAACUUGA